Messenger RNA from Telopea speciosissima, 1891 nucleotides. RefSeq names its product (-)-germacrene D synthase-like. Gene Ontology annotation, biological process: diterpenoid biosynthetic process. Lineage: Eukaryota; Viridiplantae; Streptophyta; Magnoliopsida; Proteales; Proteaceae. Gene Ontology annotation, molecular function: terpene synthase activity; magnesium ion binding. The transcript is spliced from 7 exons. The record is from RefSeq and is a predicted model, not a curated record. Bases 83 to 1780 code for a protein of 565 amino acids.
UUUUGCUCCCUCUCCAAUCCUAAACCAGCAUUUUGUUCCCCCAGUUCGGUUCUAUCCAAAGUUUAGUAGUCACAAAAGAAAGAUGUUUGUCCAAUCUUCUUUUGCUCCCUCUCCAAACCCAAACGAUCAUUUUGUCGAAAAUGCAAACACAAAGACCAUUCGCCGGUUAGCUGAUUUUCAUCCCAGCAUUUGGGGAGAUUGCUUCAUCACAAAUGCUCCUAAUGAUAUGAAUGAUCAUGCUUGUCUUGAGCAAGUUGAAAAGUUAAAAGAAGAAGUGAGGAGGAUGGUAGUGGCUGAUUCUAAUGAGUCUUUAAAGAAACUGAACUUGAUUGAUUCAUUGCAAAGGCUUGGUGUGGCAUACCACUUUGAAGGAGAGAUCGAGGAUGUGUUGGAGAAGAUACAUGAAGCCGGAAAUGGCGGUUUUGAUGGCAACGACGAUGGCGAGCUCUAUACUGUUGCUUUGCAGUUUCGCUUACUGAGACAGCAAGGGUAUAAAGUCCCUUGUGAUGUUUUUAACAGAUUUAAGGACAGUGAUAGUAAAUUCAAGGAAGACCUAAUUAAUGAUGUGAAUGGUAUGCUAUCCUUGUAUGAAGCUACACAUUUGGGGAUACAUGGAGAAGAUAUUCUAGAUGAAGCCCUAGAGUUCACAACCAAAAGACUUAAGUCCAUUGUCAUUGAUCUAAAACCUCCUCUUGCCAAACAAGUGAUGAAUGCCUUGAAACAACCCUUCCACAAGGGCCUUUCAAGAGUAGAAGUUAGGAACUACAUCUCUGUUUACCAAGAAGACAAGAAAAAGAAUGAAUCUCUUCUUCAGCAUGCAAAACUAGAUUUCAAUCUACUACAGUCCAUCUACCAGAAGGAGCUUAGCCAACUGUCAAUAUGGUGGAAAGAAUUGGAUUUUGUAUCAAAGCUACCUUGGGCUAGAGACCGACUUGUGGAGUGCUAUUUUUGGACAGUUGGGGAGUAUUUUGAGCCUCAUUAUGGUUUUGCUAGAAAUUUCUUCACCAAAAUUUGUCUCCUGACUUCUAUCAUUGAUGAUGUCUAUGAUGUAUAUGGUACACCCGAAGAACUCCAGCUCUUCACAGAUGCUAUUGAGAGGUGGGACUCUAGCCCUGACAAUCGACUACCUGAAUACAUGAAGUUGCUCUAUUCUUCACUCUUAGAUGUUUACAAUGAAGCUGAGGAUGAUUUAAGAAAGGAAGGACAAUCUUAUCGUGUUAACUAUGCAAAAGAAGCGAUGAUAACACUAGUUAAAGCCUACUUCAUGGAGGCAAAAUGGUUUAACGAUGGAUAUCAUCCAACAUUCGAGGAGUAUAUGGAAGUUGCAUCAAUCACUGGUGGGUGUACCCAUCUCACUAUCGUUUCCUUUGUUGGCAUGGGAGAUAUUAUGACAAAGGAAGUCUUUGAUUGGGUAAUGAAUGAACCUAAGCUUGUGAAGGCUUCAAACUUAAUUGCCAGACUCAUGAAUGAUAUAGUUUCCCACAAGUUUGAGCAAGAGAGAGGGCAUGUUUAUUCUGCUGUGGAGUGCUACAUGGAGCAAUAUAAUAUCCCAGAGCUAGAGGUACAUGAUGAGCUUAACAAAAAAGUGGAGGAUGCAUGGAAAGAUAUAAAUGAAGCGUGCAUGAAACCGAUGGCUUUCCCAAUGCCACUUCUGUUACGUUGUGUCAACCUUGCCCGUAUAACUGAUGUCACCUACAAGUAUAAAGAUGGUUACACUCUAUCUCAUGAAGUGUUGAAGGAGUUCAUCACCUCAUUGUUUAUUGAUCCCAUACGGAUGUGAGCUUGGACUUGUGACUUCUAUGCCACUCUUGGAGCCUUAUUUCACUCAAACCAUGAAUUAUUGCUUUUCCUAAUUACAUAUUUAGAUGAGGGUUUUAUUAGAGAUAUGCAC